Molecule: messenger RNA, 1479 nt
Organism: Vavraia culicis subsp. floridensis
Lineage: Eukaryota; Fungi; Microsporidia; Pleistophoridae
Exons: 1
Source: RefSeq, a predicted model, not a curated record
GACAUUUCGGAUGCUGAUCUAUGUUCAAGUCUACUUUACCGAACUGUGAUAUCUAAUAACCUAGAGAAAAUACUAAAAGACAGAAAUGUCUUUGUUGUUCUGACGUUCCUAGGCUUGGUAAUAGGUGAGAACUAUGCUGACUCUUUUUUCAAAGAAUAUGCGGGUGGUACUUUGUCAUUAUCUGAUACAGGAAAUAGAAUUGUGAAUCGCAAUGAUUCAGAGUUGUGCAAAAACUAUUUGCAUCUCUUCGGUCAACGUGUCAAGAGCUUUUCAACAAUCGCAUCAGCAUUCCGAAAUGAAUUUUCGCACUAUUUCGUGCUAUCCUCGAAAGAAAAGCCGAGUGUUAGUCCCUUCGGUAUUCCCAAGCAAUCGUUUAUCAACGAACUGAUGAGUUUGCUAUAUUUGUUAUAUGAGUACGUGGGACUGAGCGUUAAUGACCGCGUGAACCGAUAUGAUAUAUUAUUCUCUGAUACGAAUACCGAUGUGGAAGCAUCAAUGCAGUAUAUUACGUUGGUGAAGGUGUACACAAGCUUUUUGCAUUCGUUUGUCUCAUACACCCCACCUUCAGUUAUACUUCAAUGUGAGCUUGUGUUUCCAAAGAUAUUGGCAAUGUACUUCGGCGUAAAGUUGCUGGACUGUUUUGCCCUAAGGCCUGACAGUAGCCUAGAAACAGUUUUUGUGGGAAAUAUUGAAAAUUAUGAGAUAAAUAACGGAAAAAAAGAUAUUAGAGCCAUAGAAAUUUCUGUCAAUCAAAAGUUUACACAGAUUUAUCGAUCAGCUGAUCGAAAAAAUAAUAUUCACAUUCUUCUUCCUGUGUUGCUGUCACACUUUGAUGCUGUUCAUUUAACCUUAGAUGACUACUAUGUUAACUUUGAGGACCUGCUUCUGCUAAGAAACAUGGCUAAGAAGUGUAACAUCACUCGAUUGGUGGCAUCUAUAUUCGAUUUAGACCGAUUUAGCUUUCAUGCAUUCGUGAGAGAAACAGAAGUUGACAGGGGAACUGUGUUUGUUCUGGAUUUAAGCGGCAGCAUUCUUGCUGAUAUUGAUUUGCAAACAUUGAGCAGAUUUUCUAAUCUCAGGCGGCUGGUACUUCCGCGAAAUAUUGUCUCUAGCGGCGCUUUGAGUAUCAUAUUUUCCGAGAAUUCCCAAGUAUGCCUAACCCUGUUCGAACUUGUCUACGAUCAGAAAGUGACAGACAGUGAUCUCAAGCUCUUGAAAAAGUGUCCAUAUCUGAAAUAUGAUGGCAUUGUCUCUGAGCGCUUGUUUAAUACUGAUGAUGCCGAUAUUGACCAAUACAAGGAUCAAAUAACGCAUCUACUACUCCAAGAUACGAGAAAUAGCGACAACAAUCCGAAAAUAUUACUUAGUGAGUUUUUUUCUGAGUUUCUCUACCUGAAUAAAAUAACUAUACGAUCGGAUGAUCCACAAAUACUUAAGAGCUUGUCGCAUGCACUCAUCAAACGUGCUCUUACCGUUUGA